Molecule: messenger RNA, 1671 nt
Organism: Neltuma alba
Lineage: Eukaryota; Viridiplantae; Streptophyta; Magnoliopsida; Fabales; Fabaceae
Product: stomatin-like protein 2, mitochondrial
Exons: 9
Coding region: 134-1450 (438 amino acids)
Biological process (GO): mitochondrion organization
Cellular component (GO): membrane; mitochondrion
Source: RefSeq, a predicted model, not a curated record
AUGGGGACGGGAGGUUUUAAUAGGGCUUUGCAUAUUAUUUGAACUUCUUACAAUCACCGAAACUUCAAACACAGAAAAGAGAAGCUUGAAGAUCAGCAAACAAGAGGUUGCUGAGAAAUCCAAAGCAAGCCAAAUGAAGGGCAUCCGGAAACCCAAUUCCAUGAACAACACCUUGCAUUUGCUUACUCAAUUGAGUCAGUCGCCGGCAGCCUUCAACUACAGCACUUGCCGUGCGAUAGCACCUGCUUCGUCUACUCUAAUCCCCAAGCAAUCAGCCCUUCUCUUCUCCAAUCAUCCUCUCUCUGGUGCUUCUUCUCCUCGACUGCCCUCUCACUUCUCCUCCACCCGCUGUUUUCGUAACGCUCGCGAUUAUACCCCCAGAAUUUAUGAGAUUACUCCUCCUGUGAAUUGGGGAAUCCGGAUUGUGCCUGAGAAGAAGGCGUUCGUCAUUGAGCGAUUUGGCAAGUACGUGAAGACUCUUCCGUCAGGAAUCCAUUUUUUGAUUCCGUUCGUCGAUCGGAUUGCUUACGUGCAUUCCCUCAAGGAAGAGGCCAUUAAUAUUCCUGACCAGUCUGCUAUCACCAAGGAUAACGUCAACAUCUUAAUUGAUGGGGUGUUGUAUGUGAAGAUUGUGGAUCCUAAGCUGGCUUCUUAUGGUGUUGAAAACCCCAUUUAUGCAGUCAUUCAGCUUGCACAGACGACAAUGCGAAGUGAACUUGGUAAGAUUACUCUUGACAAGACCUUUGAGGAAAGGGACACGCUUAAUGAAAAGAUUGUGGAGGCCAUUAAUGUCGCUGCAAAAAGUUGGGGCCUCGAGUGUCUUCGAUAUGAAAUAAGGGAUAUAUCUCCUCCUCGUGGUGUUAGAGUAGCUAUGGAAAUGCAAGCUGAAGCAGAACGUAAAAAGAGAGCUCAAAUUCUUGAGUCCGAAGGAGAAAGACAGGCCCACAUAAAUAUAGCUGAUGGUAAGAAGAGUUCGGUGAUUUUAGCAUCAGAAGCUGCAAAGAUGGACCAGGUUAACAGAGCCCUAGGUGAGGCUGAAGCCAUCCUUGCUAAAGCUAGAGCAACAGCUGAAGGUCUUGUGCAUGUGUCGCAGGCCCUAAAAGAAAAUGGAGGACUAGAGGCAGCAAGUUUGAGGAUCGCAGAGCAAUAUAUUCAUGCCUUUAGUAACAUAGCCAAGGAGGGUACAACAAUGCUGCUUCCUAGCUCUGCAUCUAAUCCCGCUAACAUGAUGGCUCAGGCUCUUACUAUGUACAGAAGUUUGGUUGCUAAUGUUUCUAAUGAUAAGCUUGAGGGGACCAUAUCCUCUUCAAUACCAGGACAGAUUGAGGGGGAUGAUACCUCUAGCAAGGGCAAAGAUGAUGACCCAACAGUGGGUACUGGAAGGGAUGAGGUACCCCAACAUCAUGACAAACCGGGAUUUUCUCUCCAAAGCCCCCCAAAAAGGGAAUAAUCUUUGAUUUUAAUAUUUCCCAUUUCUUUGAUCUCGCGUAUGUUGUGAUUAAAAUUUUGACUUGGAAGAGAGGGAAGUCUGAGAUUGUCGUUGGACUUGAUUUUAAUUUUACUGCUAUUUGUUGCUGUAGCAUUAAUCAUUCAAUGACUGGGAUAGAAAUUCUGGAGAGAAAAUGAAAAAUGAAGAAAUAUUCUGCCCGCAUGCCGGGACCAUUGGUCAUU